ACGGACGUCAUUAGUUACUGUGCGGUCAAAUUUUUUUCCUAGUUCAGAAAACUAUGUGCUUGUAAAAUAAUGUAAAACAAAAAAGUGCUAGGAUAUCAAAGUUAAGAAAACAGUUCUAUUGUGACUCUAUAAAUACGAAAUACAGAUACGUAUAAAUAUAAGUAACCUUUCUUUAGUAAUACGAUUUGCAAUGUGUGUUUACCCCGGACAAUGAAUCUACAGUUAAUUAUACUAUCAGCUUUAGUGUUGUGGACAUCAAAACAUACAGAAGGAACAAAAGUUGCCGGAGAUGCCCUUUCAUGUCAAGUAUUUAUAGCUGAUCGAGAAACGCGAGAUCACAUAACUUCAGCACGCGUGAGAGCAGAAUCAUGUCCUUGUAUAGAGCAAAUUAUUGCAAUUGACGACACAUUCGAAAAGAAGAAUAACUGCUACAAACAAUGGUUCUUUUCUGAUGAUGCUAAACAAGUUUGUUGCUACAGCGAAAAUGGCCAACUACUAAUUGAUGGUAUAGGGGCAGGAUAUCUCCUCCUGAAGACAAAAGAUGAUUACAUUGAACAAGCCCAUGAACUUUGUUGUGGGAACGGAACAGAUGCAUUAAGAGAAUCUUGUGAAUCGUUCUACCAAAUUAAUUCGCCUGAUGAUUGUAGCUCUUACGAACCGCCAGUUGUUUCAAUUUCAUCAGGAGAUCCCGUCAUACAAACAAUAGAUGGAGGAAAAUAUGAUUUUAAUGGCCAUGGUGAAUAUGUAUUUUUGACGGAUGGAAAUAAUUUUGAAAUACAAGCUAGAACAGAUUAUGUUGUGCCAGGAAACGUUGAUUCAACAUAUUUUUCUGCUUUUGCCAUACUAGAUAAAACGUCACAUGAGCAAAUAGAGCUUCGUUAUGAUCGGGAAGCAGAUGAUAUCAGAUUGUUUAGGAAUGGUAAAUAUAACAGCAAAUGUAGCGCAUCACCAAUGUUAGGACAUGGAAGACCUUACCCUUGUGAAGGCCAAGGCCAACACACACAUACUUGUUUUGUGCUAGCUGGUGGUGGUAAAAUAAUUAUGCUUAACUGUGGUUUCAAAUCUUAUAUCAAACAGCUUGUGUUUGGGACUGACAAUUUCCUGAGUGUACAGAUCAUCAGAGACACUAGGGCAAAUAUAACAAACAUUACAGGCCUAGCAGGACAUCGGGAAGAUGGUUUCUACAUUAUGAGAAACAAGACAAAAGUUUCUGAAAAUGCUUCUGCAUUAUCAUUGUUUCAAUUUGGCGAAUCAUGGUCAUUACAGAAUGAGUCGGAGAGUGUUUUCAUGUAUAAUGAGACUGGCGAAAAUUUUACAAUUUACAACACACAUCAUACACGACCAGAGUUCCUUGAAGACAAACUUGGCAACCUGACCGCAUUGUUCAAAACCUUUACUACAGAAAAUAUUACACUUUUCAACAAAACUUGUAGAAAUUAUUGGAACAAGGAACCAAAUAAUCAGUGCCUUCUUACUAUUGCACGAACAGGGGAUUAUAACCAAGGAUUAGAUGUAAUGCGACAGGAAAAUGCAAAACGUCAUAUAUGGGAAAUAAAUCAUAAUAAAGCCCCAAUUGUAUCAUCAAACUUUCCAGACAUAAUCACUGUCAAUAUUCACUCAACAUGGACCAUUAAUCUUACUGAUUAUGUUACCGAUGAUAAUACACCCCCUGAAAAUCUCGUGUUCGAAGUUACCACAAAUUUAUCACGGAAAGAAUAUACAAUAAACAAUGGAAUUUUUACAUGGAACGUUGGCACUGGUUUACGAGAAUUAUACACAGGCAUAAAAUUCACCGUAUACGACACAUUAAAUGCUAGCUGUGUUUUCAGUUUUUCAAUCAACUACUGUGGAUGUAGUGAAGUUUCGUUUUGUUCAUUUAAUGGUGCUACUGACUAUCCUUCAGAUACUGUGGUUAAAGCAUCAUGUUUUUGUCCAGCCUACACUAGCGGAUUGUAUUGCGAAGAUAUCAUAGAUCUUUGUCCUAACUUUAACUGCUACAAUGAUAUUUGUAAUGUGAUUGUUUACAAAUCAAAUCCUUCGUGGCCAUGCGGUCCUUGUCCGAAGGGAAGGGAACAUUGGAUGCCUGGAUAUAAUCAGAUAUGCACAGAUAUUGACGAAUGCAGUGUUGAUUAUUCUGGAGCUGACAAGUGUGAGCAGAAUUGUACAAAUUCCGAUGGAUCGUUUAUGUGUAGCUGUUUCAAUGGAUAUGAAUUAAAUACAAAUGGCCAUUCAUGUGAUGAUAUUGAUGAAUGCAGUAGGGGCAUUCAAGUGUGUGGGAGAACAGAAAUCUGUGUGAAUACUUUGGGAAAUUCGUCAUGCUUAUGCGCUCCUGGGUUCCAAAGACUUAGUGAUAAAACUGGCACCUGUGUAAAGAUUGGUACAUUUUUUAUUAUUUCUAAGCUAUCAAUAUGGCCAUCAAAAACAUACAUUGUUGUUUGAGAUCAGUCAUAAUAAAAUAAACAGACCCCCACAAAAAAUUGAAAGAAAAGACAUGAAACAGUCAGAAUGAUUUAUAGUUUUUAUAUAAUAUUGCGUCCACUUUUGUUUGUUUUAUAGUAGUACGUAACCAACCAUGCAUUUUAUAACUACUGCUGAAUGCAUAUUAUCUUUAAAUGUCAAUAUGAAUCUGAAAAAAAAACUGUAAUGAAAAGUCAAGAAGGACAUAUUUUUAAAUCAUUGCUUCUGUAUGUUUU
Ruditapes philippinarum (Manila clam) is the source of this 2693-nucleotide messenger RNA. Its product is annotated as mucin-like protein. The record is from RefSeq and is a predicted model, not a curated record. Lineage: Eukaryota; Metazoa; Mollusca; Bivalvia; Venerida; Veneridae. Gene Ontology annotation, molecular function: calcium ion binding. The coding region runs from base 211 to 2439 and encodes 742 amino acids. The transcript is spliced from 13 exons.